This is a messenger RNA of Saxophila tyrrhenica, 702 nucleotides long. RefSeq lists its product as uncharacterized. NCBI's taxonomy places the organism in Eukaryota, Fungi, Ascomycota, Dothideomycetes, Mycosphaerellales, Extremaceae. Gene Ontology annotation, biological process: protein depalmitoylation. The coding region runs from base 1 to 702 and encodes 233 amino acids. The transcript has 3 exons. Gene Ontology annotation, molecular function: carboxylic ester hydrolase activity; palmitoyl-(protein) hydrolase activity. Gene Ontology annotation, cellular component: cytoplasm. The record is from RefSeq and is a predicted model, not a curated record.
AUGUCGAGCGCAGCAGCCCUCGUCGUUCCGGCGCUCAAGCGCCACACCAGCACGGUCAUCGUCGCCCACGGCUUAGGAGACAGUGGUGCAGGAUGGAUGUUCCUAGCAGACCAAUGGCGUCAACAGUCCAAAUUCCCCGAGACCAAAUUCAUCUUUCCGAAUGCUCCUGCGAUUCCCAUCACGCUGAACAUGGGCAUGCGGAUGCCGGGGUGGUACGAUAUUGCGGAUUUCAGCGGCGACUGGACGAACCGGACGGAAGAUGAAGCUGGCAUCGUGCGAUCGCAAAAGACCUUUCACAACCUGAUCGCUGAGGAGAUCAAGGCGGGCAUACCGUCAGAACGCAUUGUAUUGGGAGGCUUCAGCCAGGGCGGCGCGAUGAGCUUGAUGGCAGGCAUUACAUGUCAAGAGCGCCUGGGAGGGAUAUUCGGCUUGAGCUGCUACCUACUGCUGGCAGGCAAGGUCCGCGAAAUGGUGCCCAAGGAGAACCCGAACAAGGAGACCAAGAUCUUCAUGGGACAUGGGGAUGAGGAUCCGCUGGUGAAAGCGCAGUGGGGACGACAGACGGCGGACAAGUUGAAGGAGUGGGGGUGGAAUGUGGAUCUGAAGAUGUAUAAGGGACUAGGGCAUAAUGCGAGUCCGCAGGAGCUUGGUGAUUUGGAGAGGUAUUUGCUGGAGAGGAUACCGGAUCAGGGGGAGAAGUGA